CACACGUGGAUCUGUGUGGCGUCUGCAGUGGUCAACAUCAUCCCACAGUGGGCCAACUCACAUCUCACGAGUCUACCAGCGGACUACUCGAGCAACCGAAAAGAUCAUGCCUGUCGUGCGGUUUUACAGAGGAGAGGAGACCGGGACAGGUCGGGUCAUACGAAGGAUCGCACAACUGUAUCCAGAUGUCAAUAUAGCAACAGAGCUUUGCUACAAUGUAGAACUGGAUGGGUCUGAGUCUUUGAGUGUGGAGCAGAAAGAUAUAUUGCGCUGGUUGUUUAGUCCUCCUUAUUCUGUCAGCUUGUCAGAGGAGCCCACUUUAAAACCAGUGGAUGGGGCAAGACUGGUGGAGAUUGGACCCAGGUUGAACUUUUCCACUGCUUGGUCCACCAAUGCCGUGUCCAUCUGCCAAAGCGCGGGUCUGAGCCGGGUGACGAGAGUGGAGCUUUCCCAUAGGCAUCUAAUCAAGCCCCAGGAGGGAAAUAAUGUUGUACUGAAGGACGGCGAGAUUGAGAGACUGAUUUGCUGCUUGUAUGACAGCAUGACCGAAUGCGUUUACUCCCGGCCAAUCACGUCGUUUGCUGUUGAUAUUCAGCCGCAGGAAGUAUUUGAAGUGGACAUUCUAGGAAAAGGUCGUGCUGCCUUAGAGAAAGCCAAUGAUGAACUUGGAUUGGCAUUUGAUUCUUGGGAUCUGGACUACUACACUGCACUCUUCCAGAGGGUGAAAAGGAAUCCAACCAGUGUAGAAUGCUUUGAUCUGGCUCAGUCAAACAGUGAGCACAGCCGCCACUGGUUCUUCCGAGGGAGAAUGAUCAUUGACGGAGAAGAGCAGAAGGAGACACUCUUCAGUCUUAUUAUGGGCACUCAGCACCAUAGCAACCAGAACAAUGUCAUCAAAUUCUGUGACAACAGCAGUGGCAUUAAAGGCAUGGACCUGGAGUGUAUGUAUCCCACAAACCCUGCACAAGCCAGUCUCUAUAAAACCAGACAUGCUACCAGACACGUCAUCUUCACUGCAGAGACACACAACUUCCCCACUGGUGUUGCUCCAUUCAGCGGAGCCACCACAGGUACCGGUGGGCGAAUCAGAGAUGUGCAGAGUGCUGGAAAGGGUGGUCAUGUGAUCGCAGGCACAGCUGGGUACUGCUUCGGCAACCUCCAUAUCCCAGGGUAUGUACUCCCAUGGGAAGAAGAUGGGUGGGAGUACCCGUCCAGCUUUGCUUCUCCACUCCAGGUGGCCAUAGAGGCCAGUGAUGGAGCCUCUGACUAUGGCAAUAAGUUUGGGGAGCCAGUCCUAGCAGGCUUUGCUCGUUCGUUUGGAAUGCGUUUGGCUAACGGUGAGCGGCGGGAGUGGAUCAAGCCGAUCAUGUUCAGUGGUGGGUUGGGCUCUAUCGAGGACCAGCAUGUGAAGAAAGAACAGGCUGCACCAGGUAUGGAGGUGGUGAAAAUUGGAGGUCCUGUGUACAGGAUCGGUGUUGGGGGAGGUGCUGCCUCUUCUGUACAGGUUCAAGGUGAUAACUCCAGUGCCAGGGAUCUUGGAGCAGUUCAGAGAGGAGAUGCUGAAAUGGAGCAGAAGAUGAACCGAGCUCUUAGGGCCUGCCUGGAGCGAGAGGAAGGAAACCCCAUUUGUAGCAUUCAUGAUCAGGGUGCUGGGGGCAAUGGUAAUGUGUUGAAGGAGCUGAGUGAGCCUGCUGGUGCUGUUAUCUACACUAGCAUGUUUAAGAGAGGUGACCCCACCCUCAGUGUUUUGGAGUUGUGGGGGGCAGAGUAUCAGGAAAGUAAUGCUCUGUUGCUCCGCCCCUCUGACCGGAGCUUCCUCGAGAGGGUGUGUCAGAGGGAGAAAUGUCCUGUUGACUUUGUGGGCAAGAUAACUGGUGAUGGCAAGAUUGUGUUGUUGGACGACCUGUGUAAACAGACUGAUGGGCUUGAUAGUGGGCGGUGCCCUGUGGAUCUGGAGCUGGAUUGGGUCCUGGGAAAGAUGCCACAAAAGGAGUUUGUAUUGGAGCACAUGGCUGUGUCUCUGCAGCCUCUCUCUCUUCCUGUGGGUCUUUCUGUCCUUCCAGCUCUGGAAAGAGUUCUCCGGCUGCCUGCAGUGGCCAGUAAGCGCUACCUCACCAACAAGGUUGAUCGAUCUGUCACUGGUCUGGUUGCUCAGCAACAGUGUGUGGGUCCUCUUCACACUCCACUGGCUGAUGUAGCUGUUGUUGCCCUAUCUCCAUUCAGCCUCCAGGGUGCAGCCACAGCGAUAGGCGAGCAGCCAAUCAAAGGGCUGGUGUCACCGGCAGCUGGGGCUCGUAUGGCUGUGGGAGAAGCUCUCACUAACCUGGUGUUUGCAAGAGUGUCUUCUCUCAAGGAUGUAAAAUGCAGCGGUAACUGGAUGUGGGCUGCCAAGCUGCCAGGAGAGGGAGUGUGUCUGUGGGAGGCGUGUCAGGCCAUGUGUGAAGUGAUGGGUCAACUGGGAGUGGCUGUGGAUGGGGGAAAAGAUUCACUCAGCAUGGCCGCACGUGUCAGUGGAGAAACUGUUAAGGCCCCAGGUGCUCUAGUUAUCUCUGUGUAUGCUGUGUGUCCUGAUAUCACUGCUACUGUGACCCCUGACCUGGACAACCCUGAUGGCAAAGGUGUGCUUCUGUAUGUGCCUGUGAGCUCAGGUAAAUACAGGCUGGGCGGCUCUGCUCUAGCUCAAUGUUACGGACAGCUUGGAGACUGCAGUCCAGAUCUGGAUCAGCCAGAAAAACUCUCUGCCUGCUUCAACACCACACAGACACUGAUCCAGGAUGGACUCCUGACCGCAGGACAUGAUGUCAGUGAUGGAGGGCUCAUUUCCUGUCUGCUAGAGAUGGCCUUUGCAGGGAAUCGUGGGAUGGACGUGGACUUGCCUUUAGAAGGCGUUGAUGUGAUGGAGGCUCUUUUUUCAGAGGAGCUCGGUCUGGUUUUGGAGGUUUAUGAGAGUAAUGCAUCGACCGUCUGUCAGAGAUACACAGAUGCUGAUCUCGUCUGUCACAGAAUCGGCAGAACUUCUGGUUUUGGACCCGAUGCCAUGGUCAAAGUAAGUCUGUGUGGACAGGAAGUGCUGAAUGAGCGUCUGCCCACACUUAGGGCGAUUUGGGAAAGUACUAGUUUUCAACUGGAGCGACUGCAGGCCAAUCCACUGUGUGUCCAAGAGGAAGAAGAAGGGCUUGCUUCUCGCACACAGCCGUACCUCAAGCUCACCUUUGACCCCUCUCAAACACCCAUCACUAAAGAGCUCUCUUCAGGGAAACCUCGUGUAGCUGUUGUGAGAGAGGAAGGCAGUAAUGGAGACCGAGAGAUGUCUGCUGCUUUGUUCAUGGCUGGAUUUGAGGUGUGGGAUGUCACAAUGCAGGACCUGUGCUCAGGCUCCACGACCCUUGACCCUUUCCGAGCUGUGGUGUUUGUGGGUGGUUUUAGCUAUGCAGAUGUGCUGGGGUCGGCUAAAGGGUGGGCUGCCACAGUGACCUUUAACCCCAAGGCUCGUGAGGAGUUUGAGCGCUUCCGCAAUCGUAAUGACACGCUGAGUCUAGGAGUGUGUAACGGAUGUCAGCUCAUGGCUUUGCUGGGCUGGGUGGGUGAAAGAGAGGGUGGAGGUUCUGAUGUUACUUUGACCCAUAACAAAUCUGGCCGGUUCGAAUCAAGGUUUGUGAGCGUAGGUAUCCUGCCCUCUCCAGCCAUCAUGCUUAAGGGAAUGGAGGGAUCUGCUCUGGGCGUUUGGGUUGCUCAUGGAGAAGGUCUGAUGCAGUUUAGCUCUCCUGAGGCUCAGCAGAAACUAAUCAGUGCCUCUUUGGCUCCUCUUCGUUAUGUGGACGACUCGGGCAACCCAACUGAAAUCUAUCCCAUGAACCCCAACGGUUCUGCGCAAGGGGUGUCUGGCAUCUGCUCAGCAGAUGGCCGUCACCUGGCCAUGAUGCCACAUCCAGAGCGGGGCGUGCUGGGCUGGCAGUGGGCUUGGGCCCCUCAGCACCUCAGGGGAUCAUUGGAGGCCUCGCCGUGGCUUAGCAUGUUCCGUAAUGCUGCAGUCUGGUGUCAGAACUCAUAGAGAAAUACUACAAUACAGCUAUGAUACACAACUAAACAAAUAAGCAGACUAGACAACUUAGUACUCAGUUCACCCAAAAACUGUAUACUCACCCUUAUGUUGUUUCAUACCUGCAUCCAUUUCUUUCUUCUGUUCAGCACAAAGGAUCGUUUGAAAACUGUUGAUAACCAAACAGUUUCAUAUAUAUUUGUCUUGUAUUUUUGGUCCAUACAGUGAAAGUCAAUGGGAACCAAAAUUGAUUGGUUAUCAAUAUAUUAGGUUUAAAAAGACAUGAGAAUGAGUAAAUAAUAGAAUUUUCAUUUUUGGGUGAACUAUCCAUUUAAGACUCUUGUUAGAGAACUUUGGAUGUUCUUGGACUGACUUUUUGAAAUCUAACAUUGAUACAUUUUUAAAUACAGAUCUAGUUUGUUGUAUGUUUGUACUCAGGUAGAAUUAACACGUGGAGUCCUGCUGGAAACUGAUGCCUCAACAUAUACAUGACUAAAUUCAUAAUGGAACCUUUAUUGAGCAUUAUUAAGAAUAAUAAAAAUGGCCGGUUAUCACCAUUUUUUGUUUCAAAAAUCCAAAAUAUACAUUCAACAAAUGAUUAAUAUUGCACUGUGAAGUUUUAAUGAUGAAACACUACAAUUUAAAUGUGUGCUAUUUGAAUUGCAUUAUUGAGAUCGAUUUUUGUUUUAAAAAAUGCUAAACAUACAUUCCUGAAAUUAACAUUCCACUGAAAAAGUUGUAGAUGAAACACUGCAAACACUAUCAAAGCAUUAAA
Molecule: messenger RNA, 4814 nt
Organism: Labeo rohita (rohu)
Lineage: Eukaryota; Metazoa; Chordata; Actinopteri; Cypriniformes; Cyprinidae
Gene: pfas
Product: phosphoribosylformylglycinamidine synthase
Exons: 29
Coding region: 107-4051 (1314 amino acids)
Biological process (GO): 'de novo' IMP biosynthetic process
Molecular function (GO): phosphoribosylformylglycinamidine synthase activity
Source: RefSeq, a predicted model, not a curated record